Messenger RNA from Medioppia subpectinata, 368 nucleotides. Lineage: Eukaryota; Metazoa; Arthropoda; Arachnida; Sarcoptiformes; Oppiidae. The record is from the annotation of a GenBank genome assembly.
AUGGCCGUCUCAACAGUGAUGGGCAACGCUGGCAGGGGUUGCACUUGGGUUGCCCUUCAUAAUGGAGGCGGGGUCGGUUUCGGCGAAGCCAUAAACUGCGGGUUUGGCUUAGUUUUGGACGGCUCUCAAGAAGCACACGAUAAGGCACUUAAUAUCCUUAGUUGGGAUGUGAUGAAUGGCGUGAGUCGGCGCUCAUGGGCUGGCAAUCAAUACGCAAAACAAACCAUUCAAGACAUUAUGCAAAACAAUAACAAAGUUUGUGUCACUCUUCCCAAUGAAGUGGACGACAAACUGAUCGACAAUUUGUAAUUCAAUGGAUUCAAUGGCAAUAAAACUAAAACUAAUAAAAAUAAGUUUUUAAAAACUAA